Messenger RNA from Porites lobata, 8647 nucleotides. The record is from the annotation of a GenBank genome assembly. NCBI's taxonomy places the organism in Eukaryota, Metazoa, Cnidaria, Anthozoa, Scleractinia, Poritidae.
AUGCAUAUGACGCCAGGGGCAAACGAAGAGUAUUAUUCAGAGCUGCAGUCCACUAAAAACAAAGGCAACGUUGAACAAACAUAUGAGAACAUACUCGGAGAAGCAGUAACAAAUGUCAAGGUUCAAACAGCUAGGAAUGCGUGCGGGCACAAAGAAGGGAUGAAGCCGAGACAGAACACAACCACUGAUACUGAGAACGUCCUGAGACAAGAGAUCAUGAUUAACCUUCGCCGAAUGAAACUCUUCAUGUUGACUGCUAUCACUCUAACGUUCUUGGUCGCUGUUGUAGCUUUGGUUUUGGUUACAAUGAAGAUGGCGGAUGGAGAGAGUUCAGCCCCUCCGAAGCAGGAAACAAAAGUACAAGGUAAGCGGCAAAGAGACAAGCCUAUAAUUUCAUUUUUUUGAAAAAAUGGACUUAGAAACAGUUUUCAUAGACAAAUAAACAAAAUCUAGCGAUUAUUAAAACUGUAAACUAUACAUGUAAAUUGCAUGACUUAAAAAUCAUCAUAUUUUGUGUUUACCAUUAACUUUUAACAAACAAACAAAAUUUAAUUCCAAUUUUUUCGAGCCUCUGAACGCAAUCCUACGUUUGCGUUUUUAUUCAAACGAGACCUCUUAAGUCGUUCUUUCACAUACUUAUAUUUGUUUUCCGAUUAUUCACAAAAUGAAGUUCGGGAACUGUAGGUAGUGAAUUUUGAUUUUAAAGCCACUACAAUCGACAAUUACAACGGACGAUUUGGUACGUCUUGACUAUAUAAAGAGCGCUUACACGCUCCUCUCAUAUACGGACAUAAGCACAUCUCUUCAUCGAUGAUGUUGUAGGUUUGAUUUAAGUAGAAUUGGUCUGCCAUAAAAUUAAAAUUAAGCUACAAUAUCAAGUGAAUCAGUCUUCAGAAUUUUUAUCCUUCUCUAAUCUGCUCCUAGCAGAACGAAAACAGGUUUUGAUCUCUUUACCCACAAAAAUUAUCACCAUGCAGCGACAUUUAACGGUUGAAGGAUCUUAACUAGGCUCAAUUAACAAUGUAACAUUCUCAAAGAAGUUUUAAACAGAAAAAAAAAUGUAUCGUUUUGUUGGUUAGUGUUGAGAAAAGGAACUAGUGCUCUUUCAGAACACUGACUACCGCAUGAGAACACUGAAAUUAAAUUAACAGUGCUUUUACAAAGAGGCAAACAAGGCAAGGGAGAAAUUUACCCCCGUUUUGAACUUUCACGAUCAUAGUAUGGAAGGGAGAUAUUCGCCACAAUUUUGCCCGAGUCAAAUAACCAAAUAAAAGUAUGUUCGGGUUAGAGUAGAGCAAUAUAAAGCGAUAUCAUUCUUACGAAAAUACUUCGUCAGAAUUUAAAAUUCUGAGCUUCGCUCUAGUGAAUUUGAACGGACUAAGGUCACGCUAUUUCAGGUAAUUUUAGCACUAAAUACCAAGCGACGCAAUCUGGCGUCAUUAUGGCUGAGCCCAUAUUUUUCCACUAUUUCUCUAAAAAUAGGUAUGUAAAGCGAAAACAGGCAGUUAAAUGGGAACGUAUGUGAUAGUAUGUUGGAAGGAAAUGUCUGUGAGAUAUAUUAGUAACAGAGAUAUGACCAAAGGAUUUGUGGCAGGUGCAUCUCCAAGGAUAAGUUGAGGAAAAAUAUCUCAAGGAUGCGUUGCAAGAAAAUGUACCAAGGAUAUGUCGCCGGGAUAUGUCCUAGGGAUGUGUUGCCGGAAAAUGUUCCAGGGAUAAGUUAUAUAUUAAAUAGGUACCAGGAAAAUGCUGCAGGGAUAUGUUCCAUGGAUAUGCUACUGGGACAAGACUCAGGGGUUUGUUGCAGAGACUCUGAGGGACAUGUUGCGGGGAUAGGAUUUUAAGGAAAUAUCCCCGGGGGUAUGUUGCAGAUUAUGUCCCAGGGGUACGUUGCAGGGACAUGCCCAAGUUUUUCGUUGCAAAGGAACAAGUGUCUAUGUGUGCUGUUACUUUUAAUUGGUUCAACAUAAAUACCAGGACAAAACUUAAUCUAUUCCUACAACAUACCCAAUAAGGUUAAACUUGGGCAAAAUAGAGGUAUUUCAUGGGGACCAUGAAGCUAUGCGCAUAUAAUUUGUUUUGCAACACAUACCUCCAUAUCAAUACUUGCAAUUAGUACAGAGAAAACGACCAGAAUCUGUCCUGUUCGUGAACAUGAGAAAUCAACAAAACCAUAUCGCCACCAUAUUUUCAUGUGUGUAUGGUCCAUGAGGUUUUGACCCUGCUUCUCGACGCCGCUGCAAGUCUAUAUUACAUGCUAUUACAUUGUAAAUAUUCAUUCCUCUCUGCGACAUGCCUCGAUAUACAAAAGGAAUAAUGUAUUUAUUUCAUUAUAAUCUUAUAUAUUUAUUUAUUUAUUUGCCUACAUGUUUGUUUCUUUCAGAUCAAAAUGCUGAUGACUGUAUAGCCAGUCCGCAGCUAUGUGAUGCUAACGCGGUUUGCGAAAACAUCGCUGAGUCCAAUAUUUGCAUCUGCAAUCCUGGAUUCGCAGGAAAUGGAAAGAUAUGCGCCGGUAGUCGUUAAAUAAUCUGUUGUGUAUGAUGAUUUAAUUAACGUUUCAAUCAUAAAAGGCCAUUACGGCGAAUUUUCUGUCCUAAGUUCACUGCAGUCGGUUUAAAUGAUCAUCAGAGAUUGGAAUAAUCAAGGAAUAUUAUUAUUUCUCAACUUCAUUGCAUAACUAUUAUUGUCGAAUCCCUUCUUAAGGGUAUGUCAAUAACAUGUACACAUUUAUAUCUGUACCCUACCCUUGGAGCUAAUAACAGCUGUUUCGAGGCGAGUUAGCUUAACCCUCCUUGGCUAAGUUUAUGUACUGAGUAACGCUUUUUUACAAAAGUUUUUUUUAAUCCAAAAUUUGACAUUUCAGGCGUUUCUUUAACAAAUUCACAUCAACGGCGCGCGGAUCAUUGAUCCAAAUGAUCCAAGCCGGAAGAAAAUCGAUUCUUUAGAACCGCGAUCCGAAGCGCUUUUUUCCUCCAUAUCUACAAAGAGUAAAUACAGCCAGCGAUGACGAGAAAAAAUUUUCAUAGGCAGGAGAGCUAUUCGACUUUGUGGCCUAUCUGGACCGCAAAGAAGUACGGGCGUUGGUGACCACGUAAACAAUCGCCUUUACACUACCGACGCCACGCGCUUAUUUUUUCGCAAGACUAGUCUUCGUUUGGCCGAUAAUACGUUGCGUCCUUCAGUUUAAUUUUCCCCCUGAAGAAAUCAAAGAUCCGAAAACUCGCAGCACAUCAAACGUGGCGUGGCGAAGCCCAUGAUAGUGGGUCUUUCCAUAGAUCGUAAAUGAUCCUCUUUUGGUAGCCUGCGUAGCAAGCGCUGCUUUCCGUGCGGUCUUGAAGCAAAGAACGAGGAACGAGAGUCAAAGACAGCGCGAAACAUGGCGCGAGUAAAAGAGCUCUCGUUUCAAUUCUCGCGCAGCCAAAACGGAAAAUCCCGUUCCUCUGUCUUUCUUUGCUCUGAAACCAACCAAAAACGCUUGCUACGCAGGCUACAGCUUUGGAAACAUCGUUUCUUUCUCAAAUCAAAAAUUCUAAUCAAGUGAUUUAAAUUUUUUAUUUGAUCAUGGAUUUUCAUUCUGACAAAGAAAGUUCUACCUCUUAUAUAUCUCCAUGUUUCUUUGCCUGAUGCCUGCGCAAAGAGUUCGCUUAUCGGUUAUCAACUCCCCCCCACCCCUCCCAACCCCGCCCACCACUCCGUUCACUUCAUAACGUUUUGGAAAAAUCGUUUCUUUCUCUAAUCAAGAGAUUUGAAUUUUUUAUAUGAUUAUGGAUUUUGGUAAAGAAACUGCUAUCCCUCAUGUAUCUCCUUGUUUCUUUGCCUGUUGCCUGCUCAAACAGCUCAGUUAUCAACUCCAGCCCCCCACCACCACUCCAUUCAGAUACAAUUCGAAGGCAUCAUAUUUAUGAUUUCGGCUAUCCUUAUAAACAAUUUCUUUUUUGUUUUUUAUGUUGUUUGUAGACCUGAACGAAUGCACGAUGAACACGCACAACUGUAAUGCCAACAACUACUGUAAUAAUACCCUUGGAUCUUUCACGUGCACCUGCAAACUAGGAUUCUCUGGAAAUGGAACUUCGUGCACUGGUAGGCAGUGAUAUAUAAUGCUUCCAACUCUUAUUUUAUUAUUAUUUUGCCACUCAGAAUAAAUUACAAGUAGAAUAAAAAAAGAUAGCAAAUAGGUUAAUUAACACUAAAUUUAAAAUUAGCAUACAGCUUGGAAGGAGUGACUGUGGUGGGGAAAUCUCUGAGAAGCCAACGAGCUUAUGAGGAAAACUCUUGAGCAUAAAACGAAGAAAAUUUUAGGAUGGGGCUCGGACAGAGCUUAUUUAAAGGUCUUAGAUAUCGCCUACUUUAAAAAUUAUCGAGAGUCUUCGUUUCGCUAAACCCUUUUCUUACCAUCAGAAUGUUGUUGUUCAGGCCCAGGCUGAAUAUUCUUGUUUUCCUGCCAAUUUUAGGCGGAAAAUAUUAAUGCAAAUAUCCUUAAAAAAAAUGUGCAGUUUUCAUUAGUUCGCGUGUCUUUUGUGAUUGGCCAUGUUGGGCAGAAACAAUAAGUACAAAUGUAAACUUUGCAGUAAGGUAAUACUUCUGAAAAUAGUAAGGAAGUGCCAGGAAUUUCAAAAACUGAAGUUCUCUUGUCAGAGCCCAACUCAGGGGCACCCAACGAGAAUAUAGUUCAAAACCACUUAAACAUGGCAUUGUUAAACGUGUUUUAGUAUUUACACGGUGGAUAUGGGCAUAUUUUUAUCCCCUAUAAAUUUUUCAUCUGUUCGGAUUUCCUAGCUGAAAGUCUAGUGAUCCGAAAAUUAUAGGGAUCAAAACUUACCUGUUCGAAAAUUUCAGCCAGAAAAAAGGCUCCCGAAAAUUCUAGGUGACCUUUUUAGGAUAAAAAUCCGUUGAAAAUGAGCAAUUUUACGAUUUUUUAGGUGUUCGAAAAUCCUAGGAGAGGCAGGAAAGCAAGAAGUUUUACAACAAAUGUUCCGAAAAUUCUAGAUCUCAAAUCGUCUUCCGAACAGAUAUUUUUCCGGAAAUUGUCGUUGGGUGCCCCUGCCAACUGUACUUUUGCCAACCAAACAGUGAUUUUUUCCACAGGAACGCAAGUUUCGAGUGAGUUGCCAAAUGACAAUGGUCUUUCAUUUUUUUGGCCUUAACAUCUACAUACAAAUUCUCCAGAUCAAUUUCCAUACAUUUCCUCAAAGAAUUAUAGUAGAGGAGUGAAAAUUUGAUAGAAGACCAAAGCAUGUCGCCUUAAGUGAUCAAUCAAUGAAUCCUCACAACCUUUUUCCUUGAUCACGUAUUUAUAAAGUAAGGAGAAGACUGAUGUUCAUCAUACUUUUUAAUUAGAUAUCAACGAAUGCUCAAGAGACUUACACAGUUGUGAUACGGAAAAGAAACAGUGUGUUAACACUGUGGGAUCUUAUAAGUGCGAGUGCAAAGUUGGUUACCAGGGCGAUGGUAAAACAUGCAUUGGUGAGUAAUAAGCUCUUUCAUGUUUUCACCAAAAAAAUUUUGCCCUUUAUUUCUGAUAACCUUAUGCUCCCUGCAAGUUUGUUUGUGUAGACCUUAUUGCCAAUAAUAUCUUCCUGGCAACACAGUAAUCAUAUUCCAACAAUAAAACUCUAACCCCUCUAAAAUGUACCCGUCCCCUAAAAGAUGGAGUAAUAGUGGUGUAUUUAAAGCACUGGACUUCAACGCAGUUGGUUUCUGGUCCUCGUUCUUACCAAAAUCAUUCCCAGGGUCCCUGUUACUUGUCUCCAGGCGACAAGUAUGAGAGAAGCCUGAGAGCAAGGUUGCACUCUAACCACAACUGCAACAAACUGGAGUUGUUCUCUGUAGUCCCAAAUUCAACUCCUCGGUCACUCUUAUAUAAAUACAUGAGCAGAGUAAGGGCUGGUCCGAGGAGACCACAGUCCUUCUUUAAUUUAUUUUGAAAUUUAGUUCUUUUUUAGGGAUUUUUUUUUCUGAAUUUUCUGGAACCACCCCUGAAAUGCCUAACUUGUUAGCCUGCCAGUUGGGAUUUCUAAAUCUCCUUUUCUCCAUAUGAAAUAAGUCACCAAAUUCUGCAACUCCAUAUUUUCCAAAUGAAUGCAAGAAUUUGCUGUAAGUAAGGGAAUCUAAGAAGCCCAGGAUUCCGGAUUCCACAAGAAAAAGUUCCCAGAUUCUGGAUACCACAAAGCUUUAAUUAGCGAAAACUUCCUGGAUUCCGCAAUCCGGAUUUCCUUACAUGGGGCGAAAGAAUUCACUCACAUGCUGACAUUUUUAUACCGAGGGUAAAAAUUCAACAAAAUGAAAAUUCCGGGAGGAAUGGAAAUUACAAUGGAGUUGAUUCAAUAAAAACAAUGAAUAAUGGAUGCUACUAAGGACGAACAUUUUACAUCAAGUAUAGUUAUGGCAUGGAGUUAAAAAAUAUAAUGGUAACCCAAUUCAACUGGGAAGUAAAAAUUCAACGCUAAAUUUGCUUUUCAAAAGCCAUAGAAAGAUAUCCCUCCCACAAAACGAACAAGACAAUUACAAAAAGAUAAUACUCUAAUUCUAAAUCAAAUAACGCACAAAGUUUUUAACCACAGAAUACAUCUGAAUAUAUUAGAAACAAUGUAUUAGAAGGUAAUACAGUUUAUCGAGCAUAGAAUAAGCUUAUAAGAUUAACUUUAGUUAAAAUCUAUUCUUUCACUUACUUUUUUUAAAGUGCACAGCACCCAACGGCCAUUAUGACACUUUACUCGGCUAAUUUCUUGACACCGACUCAUACAGGCUCUUAACGGUGGGAAAUCCCAUUUGAUUUCGGCAUCCUAGGCAAAUGUAACAGUUUUUGAAACUUUUCCCAACAGAUAUCGAUGAGUGUGCCAGCGGUGUCCACGCUUGUCACAAGAACGCCUCAUGUAUUAACACUGAAGGAUCUUACAAGUGUUCUUGUAAGAAUCCAUACACUGGAGAUGAAAAUACUUGUAAUCUAGCAGCAGGUAAUAACCAAGAGAAUUGCUAUAAAUCAUCUACUCUGGGGUGGAAAUUCCCAUAUAAAAUUGACGGGGAGGCUAAUCGUCUUUACGGGUAUAAAUUGCAAAUUUUGGUCUCACGUAGGGAGUAUGGUUUUUGACCUCUCAGUGUCCUAAACAGGGUCAAGAGAGGGUAUAUAAUUGCGUGUGAGUCUGUCAACUGGGUAUUGCCGGUCAUUACGAUUGCAUUUUGUCCUUUUUCCUAAACAGGAUAAAAAAUUGACGGUGUUCCUAAACAGGGUAUAUAUUCUACGAUUUUUUUGUUUCAAAUCCUCAGCGGCUCACAAUGACUCCAAUUACCAAUAAACGCGGCUCUCGAAUAAACGCCGCACCUGAUCAGAAGAAUGCGGCUUUUACUCGAGGAUAAUGGGAAAAACCUCGGUACAACUUGAUAAUUUACAUGUAUGAGCUGGGGGGAAAGGGGGAAGAUAAAAACCCUUAUACUCUGAUACUUGGGAAGGCCUGAUACUCUGAUACUGAGGAAGGCCUGAUACUCACAGUAAGUUUAUAUCAUCCAGACAUUUACGAUUCUAUCUCAGCAAAAUGAGAGAGACAUUGGAACCUUUAGAUUACAUUAUAUUUACAAACGAUUUACAAUAGCUGUUGUCAGUGAUUUGAAAAAAGUGAUUUCGAAAUAAACGCCGCCCUCGCCGAAUACACGCCGCGGAGUUGAAUCGAAUAAAUACGGUAUUUUGCCUAUAAAAGUAUCGCUUGGGGUUGUGCGGAAAAUAAUCUAUAUAAAACAUCAAACUUCGUCAUACUGUGUUGGAGUAUUGUCUCCUUUUAGGGCCAAGUAAAUGAAGCCACGCCCAGAAAUCAUAUCUUCGUUAAGGGUUUUAGCUAAUUUUCCGACGGGCAUCCCCGUCACUUUCAUAAUAGAGUACCCCAUGGGCUUAUCUACCGGGCAGCUGGAGCCGUUGGGUUUGUAACCCCUUUUAUUUAGCUGGAAAUUACAGCUAUUAGACCGGAAUAAAGGAAGAAUAGGAAGGCUAGAGAAAGGCAAGGAAAAAGAGCAGGGGGUAGAGAAAGGGAACUGGAGGAGGAAAAUAAGAGAAAAAAGGCAGUCAGGGUUCCUACAAUUGGCCGAGGUAGGCCAGCUUUAACAUAAUACCGAUCUUAUUGAGGUACAACUGCGACCCAAAUCGCUUGGUGGAUGGCACGCAUUGUGCAAAACAGAAGACUCAUCGUACCUUGGGUUGAUAAUAAUAAAGAGAUAUGUAGUAACUAAUUAACCUUAGUCUCCCGCACAUGUCAAUAUUGCUGCUUGAAUGUUAAAAUCAUCUUUUCUUUCCUUAUCAGAAUGCCAAACCUUUCACAACCUCACGAGUAAAGACAGGAGUGAGACGUACUCAGCAAAUACUUCUGGAUGUGACAGCGGAAUUGGCCCUGGGUGGUACCGGUUUCGAGGAGCUGCAGGGACCAGAAUGCCAACUUCAUGUCCACCCACACGGAGGUGUAACACCAAUGCGCCCGGCUGGAUCAAUGGUACUCAUCCCGCAGUGGCUGACGGUCAGGUCAGCAAGACGGUGUGCUUUCACUGGGAAAAUGACUGCUGUCGUUUUUCAACAAGCAUCCAAGUGAGAAAUUGUGGCCCAUAUUACGUCUACUUCUUCAGUGGUACACCCGGUAGCAUCUGUUUUCUCCGCUACUGUGGUACUGAAUAG